AUGGCUGUUCAAAAGCAAAAUCUAACAAAUACCAUGCCUAGUGCAAGAAUUAGAAUCCCAUUUAAUCCCCAGAAUUUGGUGUCUAACAAUAAUCAGUUUGAGUUUCUUGAUCAGCCGGCGAUGAGCUUAUCCGAUAUGGUUUUCAAAUUUCUUGAGGAUGGUGACUGGUCGCCGGAGAGCUCUAGCAGUGAAGAGUGUCAUGAAAAUAAAACAAUGGAUUUAGAAGAUGAAGAAAAAGAGAAUGAUGACAUUGUUGAAGGGGACAAGAGUUUUUGGGAGAAACAACACCAGCUUCUACAUGUAAAUAUCACAAGCCUUCAUUCAAUCGUUAGUUAUGUUUUCAUCUGGCAAAAUGAUCAACCUCGUAUAACUUUUGUUUUGUGUUGUGGGGUGGUGUAUAGGCUACCUUGUGCAGGACUAGCUCCUUGGAAUCAAGGAUUAGAAGUAUCACCAAAGAAGCGUUGA
This is a messenger RNA of Dovyalis caffra, 465 nucleotides long. Lineage: Eukaryota; Viridiplantae; Streptophyta; Magnoliopsida; Malpighiales; Salicaceae. The record is from the annotation of a GenBank genome assembly.